AUGUGCUAUGAGGAUUUGGCUCGUACUUAUCAUCAUCUAAAGGGUCUUCCAGUUCGAAGUUACACGGAUGCAAUUCCGGGUAUUAUCAUCGGAAUAGUACAUAUCCGGCUACUAACUGCCUUGCGAACGCGAGAGGGACGUGAUAACGAGCCGGUAGCUACAAAAACACGCUUGGGCUGGUGCCUAUUCGGUAAAAGCUCGAACAACGGAGACGCUAUGCAGCAGUUGAAUCUACAUCUCGUUGAUGAAGUAUCAAACCGUGAACUGCAUCAGUUGAUAAAGCAAUUUUUCACAGUCGAGGAGUCCAGUGUUACCGUGAAGCCGGAGUCAGAAGAAGACCGACGAGCGCGACGAAUAAUGGAAGCUACAACCCGUCGUGUUGACGACCAUUACGAGAUAGGGCUACUAUGGAGAUACGAUGAGAUAUGCUUUCGAACAGUUACCCGAUGGCACUGCGGCGGUUACAAGGAUCCAGUGUUAGACGCAAUAGUGAGGGAGAAGAUAAUGGAAUACGAAGCGAAGGGAUAUGCUCAUCGCAUUACGUCGGAAGAGCUGAGCUCUACGGAUCCCUAUAAAGUCUGGUACUUACCCUUGGGAGUGGUCCAGAACCCAAAGAAACCGAAUAAGUUGCGGUUAAUAUGGGAUGCUAAAGCACGAGUAGGAGGAACAUCGUUUAACGACAUGCUGCUAAAAGGUCCGGAACUCCUUGUAUCUCUGAUGGAGGUAUUGUUGUGCUUCAGACAGGGGAACAUUGCGGUAGUAGGUGAUAUUAAGGAAAUGUUCCACCAGAUCCGUAUACGGGAUGACGAUAAACAGGCCCAGAGGUUCAUAUUUCGACAAAGUCCAGAGAUAGAACCCCAGGAAUACGUUAUGGACGUAGCAACCUUCGGGGCAUCGUGCUCGCCAAGUCUGGCACAAUUUAUAAAAAACAAGAACGCAUCGGAGUUUGCUGGAGCCUUUUCGAGGGCGGCGAAAGCUAUAACGCAAAACCACUAUGUGGAUGAUCUUCUAGAUAGCGUAGACACCGAAGAGGAGGCCAUCCAGUUAGUCAACGAAGUAAAGCACAUACAUCUUCAAGCAGGAUUCGAGAUUCGCAACUUCUGUUCCAAUUCAGUCGGAGUCCUGGCGAGCAUUGGAGAACCAUUAGCGCGUCGACAAAUAUCCAUGAACCUGGAAAAAUUCCCAGAAUCAGAGCGAGUCCUUGGAUUGAUCUGGAAGCCAACGGAGGAUGUCUUCACGUUCGACAUAAACAGUAUGAAGGAGGAGAUAAAGACGCUGAUUCACAGCGGAGCUACACCUAGUAAACGGCAAGUUCUACAAACGGUAAUGUCCUUGUUCGACCCACUGGGGCUGAUAGCGCACUUCGUUGUUCAUGGGAAAAUACUCAUGCAACAGAUUUGGAGAACCGGAACGGAAUGGGACGAGCUCAUUACGGAAGAAUUGUGGGACGAGUGGAGGCUGUGGUGUCAGUGCCUGCGGCGUUUGGACGAAGUGAAGGUACCUCGUUGCUUCUUCAAAGAGGUAGGCAUUACUGCGCUCAAAGAUGCGGAAGCUCACCUGUUCGUAGAUGCUAGUGAGAUGGCUUGUGCAUCGGUUCUGUAUCUUCGCUUCAUGGACAACGGUAAACCCAGAUGUGUCCUAGUAGCCGCGAAAACGAAGGUCGCCCCGCUGAAACCACUUUCCAUUCCGCGUCUUGAACUUCAAGCGGCAAUGAUCGGAACAAGGUUGAUGGAUUCCGUUCUAAACGCUCUAGAUAUCCAAAUUACCAAGCGCUUCUUGUGGACUGAUUCGACAACGGUCCUCUGCUGGUUUCGAUCUGAUAGUCGACGCUACCAUCAAUUCGUGGCCUUCCGGGUAGGAGAAAUCCUCACUUUAAGCAGUGUUGAUGAGUGGCAUUACGUGCCAUCGAAGAAGAACGUCGCUGAUGUCGCCACAAAAUGGAAAGAUGGACCAAGCUUCGACCCGAACCACCCGUGGUACAAUGCUCCGGAAUUCUUAUACCAAGCGCAGGAUCAGUGGCCGUCGGAACCGCUCCAGAGUCAGGCGGAAACGGAAACCGAACUACGUGCCGUGUUUCUCUUCCACGGUACAGUGCCUUACGAGUUUUUAAAAAUGUCUAGGUUUUCGAAGUGGAAUCGUCUGUUGAGAGCUACAGCCUACGUUCUACGAGCCGUGCGGAGAUUCAAGGGAGAGAAACCUGUUAAACCGGAUCAUCUAACACAGGGCGAGCUGUGCGAUGCAGAAAACGUAAUAUAG
This is a messenger RNA of Sabethes cyaneus, 2256 nucleotides long. RefSeq lists its product as uncharacterized. The coding region runs from base 1 to 2256 and encodes 751 amino acids. The transcript has a single exon. The record is from RefSeq and is a predicted model, not a curated record. NCBI's taxonomy places the organism in Eukaryota, Metazoa, Arthropoda, Insecta, Diptera, Culicidae.